AUGCGGUACUACCGCUCAAAUAUACUCAGCUACACCACUCCCCAACCCCGGACUCUCCUCUCGCAGUUUGAAUGGCUCACCAAGGAGCUUCACCAGGCCGAGCUCCACGGCCAGCGCGUCUGGCUCCUCGCCCACGUACCCCCGGGAAAUUCUCAUAUCCUCCCCUGCUACGACCGCGCUCUGCACCGAAUGAUCAUCCGCUUCCGGUUCACUAUCACAGCCCAGCCAACUUUGCCGGACAAGACAUCUGGAUCUCUUCCAGCCUCCCGUCCGAGUUGCGCCGGCCCCGCCUUCCGAAUCUACGACGUGGACCCGGCCACGUGGGAGGUUGUCCACUCUACCGUCUACGUGAUGGACCACCUUCGGGGAGUGACGGUUGCCCCGUUCUCCCGCAAUUCUCACCGAUGGUGA
Aspergillus saccharolyticus JOP 1030-1 is the source of this 411-nucleotide messenger RNA. RefSeq lists its product as uncharacterized. NCBI's taxonomy places the organism in Eukaryota, Fungi, Ascomycota, Eurotiomycetes, Eurotiales, Aspergillaceae. The coding region runs from base 1 to 411 and encodes 136 amino acids. The record is from RefSeq and is a predicted model, not a curated record. The transcript is spliced from 2 exons.